AUGGCCUUUUGGCCAAAUGAUGCAGGCCGGUUUAAUAUCGGUCACCUAAUGGAUGGAACCUCAAUGCAAGUUAUGGGGGAAUUUGUGCAGCCCCCCUCGUCAUAUUCCCCACAAAUUGCAGAGCAGCACUCUGGACACCUCAGUGAAGUAUUCUCAUAUGGGGUCAAUCCUGGAAGCUCUUCAAGGCCUGCACUCUUUGGUGGAAAUAAACGGAAAGGUGGUGUCCUUGUGAAGGUUAUUCAUGCAGAAAUGACCCAGAAUGGUAAAGGAUCCCUAUCUUUCAGUGAGCUCGGGCAGACAUACCUUAACAUCAAUGUAGAUACAGCCAAUGUCUACUAUAUUCUAUCCAAGGCAAGAGAUGCCUUCAAUGAUCCCUCUUUAGAGUUGGUGUCUAGUAAUGGUCUGAGGAUAAUGGACAACGAAGGCACUAAAGGUUACUAGUAAUAUAAUUUAUUUGCAUUGUUGUCUUUACCAUCGCAUAACAUAUAUAGGUCUUGAUAUAUCCAUAGGUCUUGAAUAUCCACACAUAAUCAUUGGGGUAUAUUAUCAGUAACAUUUUAUUACUGUUUCGAAAAUCAUAAAUAUACAGCUGAAUAUUCUUCAAAGUUCUUCUAUGCAAUGUCACUUUUGUCCUUUCAGUGUACUGCGAGUUCAGUCGAAAUAUUAGACCCAGGGCACUGGGAAAAUAUUGGUCCAUUUAGUCUAUUGUUUGAACUUUGUGAAGUCAUUGAUCUUCAUCGUCAUCAACAUUGUAUUAACUUGUGUCUGUGUUUUUUGUACUGUAGGUUUGUCUUUUUGGAAGUGUGGAAGCAGAAAAAUUUAUGCUGUGAGGGUCACUACACAUGUUCCUUUAAAGAGAUCAGCCAAGUCAAAGGCAAAAGCAAGUUAUUGUUCAUGUUAUGACAUUUCUGAUGACAGUGAUGAAGACUUCACUCCCUAG
Porites lobata is the source of this 940-nucleotide messenger RNA. The record is from the annotation of a GenBank genome assembly. Lineage: Eukaryota; Metazoa; Cnidaria; Anthozoa; Scleractinia; Poritidae.